Messenger RNA from Trichoderma harzianum CBS 226.95, 1689 nucleotides. RefSeq lists its product as hypothetical. Gene Ontology annotation, biological process: transmembrane transport; carbohydrate transport. The transcript is spliced from 5 exons. Gene Ontology annotation, cellular component: membrane. Bases 1 to 1689 code for a protein of 562 amino acids. Gene Ontology annotation, molecular function: carbohydrate:proton symporter activity. The record is from RefSeq and is a predicted model, not a curated record. NCBI's taxonomy places the organism in Eukaryota, Fungi, Ascomycota, Sordariomycetes, Hypocreales, Hypocreaceae.
AUGGCGGGCUCUUCAGGCUCUAUCCACGGCCUUACGGGCAAGCCCCUGCUGUAUUUUACGAGCAUUUUCGUGUCUUUAGGAGUUUUUCUUUUCGGAUAUGAUCAAGGCGUUAUGUCGGGCCUUAUUAUUGGCCCGUACUUCAUCGAUUAUUUCAACCACCCCUCGAAAGCCGAGGUAGGGACAAUGGUUGCCAUUCUCGAAAUCGGAGCCUUUAUAUCGUCCCUCAUUGUUGGCCGCGUCGGUGACAUCAUCGGCCGCCGCCGUACCAUCUUAUAUGGCUCUUGCAUCUUCUUUGUUGGAGGAGCAUUGCAGACUCUCGCCACGUCAAUGCCAAUGAUGAUGCUUGGACGAAUCGUUGCUGGUUUUGGUGUUGGUAUGCUUUCCACCAUCGUGCCUGUUUACCAGUCCGAAAUCUCCCCACCCCACAAUCGUGGAAAGCUUGCCUGUAUCGAGUUUUCUGGCAAUAUCGUCGGUUAUACGACCUCCGUCUGGGUCGACUACGGCUGUGGUUUUAUUGAGAGUAACUUAUCGUGGCGCAUUCCGCUUAUGAUGCAAUGUAUCAUGGGCGCUCUUUUGGCAUUGGGAAGCUUGAUUAUUGUGGAGUCGCCCAGGUGGCUCCUAGACAACGAUCAUGACGAAGAGGGCAUGGUUGUCAUUGCCAACCUCUAUGGUGGUGGUGAUAUUCAUAAUGCCAAGGCACGCGAUGAGUACCGCGAAAUCAAGAUGGGUGUGCUUCUUCAACGUCAAGAGGGCGAACGCUCGUACGCCGAGAUGUUCCGGCGUUAUCGUACUCGGGUCUUCAUCGCAAUGUCCGCCCAGGGUCUUGCGCAGCUCAACGGCAUCAAUGUCAUCUCCUACUACGCACCAUACGUUUUCGAAUCCGCCGGCUGGGUUGGUCAUGAUGCUGUCCUCAUGACUGGUUUGAACGGCAUCACUUAUUUCCUCUCCACCAUUCCACCGUGGUAUCUCGUUGAUCGAUGGGGCCGACGAAUGAUUCUUCUCACCGGAGCCAUUUUUAUGGCUAUUUCCUUGUCUCUCAUCUCAUACUUCCUCUAUCUGGAUAUCAAGUGGACUCCCAGGUUGGUGGUCUUGUUUGUCAUGAUAUAUAAUGCUGCCUUUGGAUACUCAUGGGGACCAAUUCCCUGGCUUUACCCUCCCGAAAUUCUGCCUCUGAGCAUUCGAUCCAAGGGUGCUAGCUUGUCGACUGCUACGAAUUGGGCUUUCAACUGGCUAGUUGGUGAAAUGACACCGAUUCUGCAAGAAUGGAUCAAAUGGCGUCUGUAUCUUCUCCACGCCUUCUUCUGUGUGGCUAGUUUUGUUAUUGUUUACUUCAUUUACCCAGAGACUUGCGGACUACGCCUCGAGGAGAUGGAUUCUGUAUUUGGCGAUGCUAGCACUGUGGCCACUCCGUCCAUCCAUGCGGAAACUGGAUCCCUUAUCCGGGGUGGAUCACCCAUUGGAUCAGGGCGUACGCCGUUCCGCUCGACGACUCCCAUCCCUGGACUGUCUCUUGACCCUCCUGAUGUCAAUGAUAACAAGGCCGUGUCCCAGAGCGGCGGUGAUGACCGAAGCAUUAGCGGAUGGCUAUCGAGAGUUGUCAAUCGUGGCCGUUCCGGCAGUCCGAGCAGUGGGCAAGGACGAUAUACUCCACUCGGCCAGCAAGAAGAUGAGGGUCGUAAUGACAAUUGA